This is a messenger RNA of Melitaea cinxia (Glanville fritillary), 1240 nucleotides long. RefSeq names its product inhibin beta chain (gene Actbeta). NCBI's taxonomy places the organism in Eukaryota, Metazoa, Arthropoda, Insecta, Lepidoptera, Nymphalidae. The transcript is spliced from 4 exons. Gene Ontology annotation, cellular component: extracellular region. The coding region runs from base 1 to 735 and encodes 244 amino acids. Gene Ontology annotation, biological process: SMAD protein signal transduction. Gene Ontology annotation, molecular function: cytokine activity; growth factor activity. The record is from RefSeq and is a predicted model, not a curated record.
AUGGAAGAAGGGAGUGAGACGCUAAAUGGCCAGCGUCUUAUCGAGUUCCGCCUGGGUCAGGAAGCGGAGGCGGAGCAAGGGCUGACGGUGGCGGCAGCCGAGCUAAUGGUACGGGCCGAGGCGACUCCGAAAGCUCGCCGUCUACGUUAUACGCUCUGGGCGUUUACAGUUCACGGGAACGCGACCGUGGGCGAGCUCGCCGGCACUACGGACGCCGGGGGCGGUAGAGGCGGGCGGGGAUGGCAGCGCGUGGACGUGACGGGCGCGGCGCGGCGGUGGGCGGCGGCGGGCGCGCGCGGGCCGCUGCGCCUGCUGGUGGACUGCAGCGGCUGCGCGGGCCGCGUGCGGCUGCGGCUCGGCGGCGCGGCGGCGGCGCGCCCGCUGCUGCGCAUGCGCGUCGCCGCCCGCGCACCGCGCCGCCGCCGCGCGCUCGACUGCGACGCCGCCGCGCGCGGCCGCUGCUGCCGGCAGACCUACUACGUGAGCUUCCGCGCGCUCGGCUGGGACGACUGGAUCGUCGCUCCCGAGGGCUACUACGCUAAUUACUGCCGUGGCGCGUGCGAACCCUACCUCAAUUAUCACUCGCAGGUGGUGGAAGCGGCGCGGCUGGAGCGCGCCGCGUGCUGCGCGCCCGUGCGCUUCUCCGCGCUCUCGCUCAUCUACUUCGGUGCUGACUCGAACAUCAUCAAACGCGACCUGCCCGAGAUGGUGGUCGAGGAGUGCGACUGCCCGUAGCGGCUCUGUACAUAGCCUCCGCCGCGUCGCCCCGCCUCUCCCCCGCCGCUCACGCGGUACGCUUUCGCCGCUCGAAUCCGAUUUAAUCCGAAUCGAUUAUAAAUAAUAUUCUCGACUUGUGUAAUAUUUUGUUCCUCGCGUUCGAAAGACUAUAUCCUAAAAUCGAAUAACGAGACCGCCCGCGUUCGAUCCGCGUCGCGGGUGCGGUGCCGCUAAGACAUUUUGCGUUCCGGUGCGGCUCGUCACGCGCGCGGUACCGAGACCCGUCGCGCUCGACCCUGUGCCUCGUUCCGCGACCUGCCAAACCCUCGAGACGCGCGCGCGCCGCGCCGCUACCGCCGCACGACCGACCGCCGCACUCCGCCGGCGCACAUCGCACGUUGGCGGCCUAAUUAAUUAAAUAUGCAGUUUUUUUUCACCCCGUUUGGUGAUCGCUUGUAAUUAUUGUAAACUGUAUUAUAAUAAUUAUUAUAAUUAUAAUAAUAAAUCAACUUUUUCAUAAUUA